AUGAAAACGAGGCGACGCCAAGAAAAGCCAGUCCGAAGCUUGCACGUUCUUUUCAAUUUCAAGAUGGCCGUGACUCCAGAUAGAACUUUGCAUCUUUUACAAAUUACAAGAACCAUUGUUAAAUACGCUUAUUUAUUUAUCACCAUAAUUUCUCUUUUAUCGAGUCGCACGAUAGCUGAAUCUACGAAAGGUGAGCAUUACAGCUAAACAUUUGACGCGCCGCUAAAAAUUUGCAGCGCGUCGAAUCUCAGAUCAUUUCAAUGGCGGUUAAUGAAUGAACAAAUUUUGUUGUUUUUCUAUUCAGAUUUUAAAUAUGUCACAUGUGGGAGCGUUUUAAAGCUACUUAAUCCUAAACACAAUGUCCGGUUGCAUUCUCACGAAGUAAAAUAUGGUUCUGGGAGCGGACAACAGGUAAGUAAGUUUGCAUAUAAAAUUCGACUGAAUUUCAAAUGAGAUUUACACUUCUUGUGAACUGAUGCCUAGCUACCCAGCGUGUGAUCAACUGUCUAUAUCGGUUUAUUUAGUUUUUUUCAUAGUUGGAUUUUUUUAAGAUUACAAGCCAAACGCUUUUGAUUUGUAAACUUACGACAAUAGUAGGAAUUCGUUUUUAUCAAGGUAAUAAUUGAAGCUGUCCCGUUUUAAAGUUCCCUAUGUUCAGCCAAGUUUGAAACUACAUCUGUUUCGUAAAAUUUACCAAGGUUUGCUGAGGCACGAUUUACGUCUUUUUCUAAAAUGUUCAAAUUAGAGACAAAACUUUGUCUCUAUACAUAGUCAUUGUUGUGUUAAAUGGAGAGCUUAAUGCUUGCGUAACUUCCCCUUGGACUGAAGCUUGUAUGUUCGUUAUCAUUAAUUCUCUUUCGCUUUGUCGUUUUCUCAUAGCUAUAAGAUAAAAGUUGCUGUUCAGAAAAAGAUAAUUAACAGCAAAUUCAUCUAGUAUGAAUUCAGAAUAUUGAAUUAAGAUGACUCAAGUACUAAAACGACGUCGAACGUGCAAAGUUCUCAUUUGUUCCCGGGUGUUUCAUGGUUGCGUGAUUUUGUGAUGUAAUUACAGGAAGUUUUAUUAAAGACGCGGCAUAAACCUGCAUAAACUUCGAAAUGAAAUAAAUUUAAAAUGUGGUGUUAAAAAGGGUCCAGAAAUAAAUAAACAAUUUAUUUGAGAUCCUCGCGUUGCCUGGUAACAGUUUGUGUAUUUACAUAAUUUUUUGUAUUAUUCAGUAUCUUGGAGUUGUUUUUGUUUAUUUCUCUCCCUGGAGAGUUUGAAUGGAAGAUUGAGAUUUAAUUUACUUGUAUGUUGGAUUUUGGACAAGAUUCGUAGCUGCAAAUAAUGUUUCUCCUUAGAAAACACAUACAUCUGACCUUAGGCUUAGCACUGUUGUCUGAUGAAUGGCUGUUAUUUUUCAGAUCUGAUGUUAAACCCCCCCUUCCCCCUCCCCUCCCACUGCAUUUAUGGACAUACACUGUAUGACUAGACAUCAUCAUUGAUUAUGGAUCCGCGCUCGUCACUUACGGAAAUGAAAUUCGAGUUGAAAGGAGUCCAGUUUCCUAGCCGAGAUGCCCCAGUUAAAAUCAUUAGCAGCGGCUUAUCAGCAGUCGUCCGCGAUACCUCAAAAAUUUGUGGCUUUGCACCACAGGAACAACAAUAUUAGGAUGCGCUAUGAUGAACACGAUUAGUUAACUAGGGAGGCCCUGUUAGGUUAAAAUUCCGACAAGCGACAUGGCCGUUAAAGGGUGAUGUAAGACAAAUGAAUUGGCAACAGCAGCACAAAUUAAAAAGAUGAGUUGAAACUGUGGCAGCAACAAAGACAAACACAAAAACAAUGGGAAAAUGUCAAUAGAGACAUGGUUUCCUUCUCAAUACAUGAAACGACAGGUUUUGAAAUUCGGACUACGGACAUGCAUGCCUACCCUAAAAAAGGCACUUACAAUUUACUACUAAAUACAUUGACAUGGAUAAAUAGAGUGAACAUUUUUCUGCAUGUACAAUAUGAGAUGAUGAAAUGAUUUAUGGUGCUGUAUGGGUAUCUUUAGUCUGUUACAGGUGUUGAUAAUGCAGAUGAUGGCAACAGCUACUGGGUGGUCAGAGGCAAGACUGAUGCCCCUUGUAAAAGAGGGUAAGUCUUUUACACCAUGGAUGAUUGUAUUCCCUUUAAAAUUGAGUGGUAUAAAAAAUAAACUAUGGCUUUGAUUUGGAGACGGACAAUUUAAAAGACCUCUAAUAUCUGCCUUGAAGACUGCUAUUGUGUCAGGACCUCUGUUGUUGUGCGAUGGUCUCAAUAUUUGUUGCACUAAUGAUCUCAAAUUGCAUUUGAUGGUACAGUCCAAGCAAAUCUAACAAUAUUGAUCGAAAUAUAUGAUAUGGUUGAAAGCAGAGCCUUUGAAAUGUUUAAUGUAGAUUGUGAAUCUUGGGACAGAAGGUAAGUGCAGGGUUCAUACCAAGUCUUAUUUUUUUGAAGAAUUAUGGAGAUCGAGGAGGGUGUUAAUCAGCCUCAGCGGAUGACACCUUCCGAGAUCUCCAUAAUUCUUCAGAUAAUACAAAAGCUUAAUUCAAUAAUUUAUUAUUUUUUUAUCAUUAAUUCAAAAUAAUUCCUAGUUUAAAAACAAACUAAAACAUGCUUACCUCCAUCGAUUUUAAGUUCAUCUUCAACUGCCCAUUUAUUGGCAAGUUUAAUAGAUAAAGGGUUGUUCAGUACUGCAAAUUAAUAUUCUCCAAAAAGCAGAUGGCCCUGUCGAGUUGUCUUCUUGUUGUUCUGGCUCUGUUUUUAGGUAAUAUUUCCGCUAUUUCUUUCUCAUGAAAGUACUGAAAUGUUCUGCCAUGUUGUACUCACUACCAAAACAACUGACCUCAUCCCCAGGUCUUCUCGGUUGACUGUUCCGUUUUCUGGCAAUUAUGCUUCACAAUUGACAUCAUUUUUCACAUAUCGCAAAAUUCUUCCAAAUUGGGUUGACAGUAGCUGGUGACUAUUAUGUAAAGGAUUUUAGCCAUCAGAAACAGGGAAGUAUUAUGAAUGAAUAUAAUAUAAGUUAUGGUAUGUGUAAUUGCAGGAACCCUGUAAAAUGUGGCAGCACAUUGAGAUUACAGCACUUGGCAACCAAGCGCAAUCUUCAUAGUCAUUACUUUCAGUCGCCGAUCUCGCACAACCAGGAAGUGAGUGCAUUUGGUGAGAAUGGACAGGGUGACGAAGGUGACCACUGGUCUGUGGUCUGUGGGACAAAGUUUUGGGAAAGACAGGAUAAAGUCAGAUUUAAACAUUCAGCAACAAAAGUGUAAGUACAGUGUGCAAAGAAAGUGGUGUCCGAUAGCCCGGGGCUAGUGGAUUUUGCUAUCGGGUUAGUGAAUUCUGUUUUUAACUUGCCUGACGGGCAAGUGAUUUUUCUUGAGGAAUUCGAGUAAAAGAAGAACUCUAAGAUCAAUUCUGCUCUUCAAAAAGCUUUUGGGGCUAGUUGAAAUGACGUCUGGGCUAGUAAAUGUUAGCUUCAGCUUGCCCAAAUGGCAAGCUGUAAAAGUGAUUUUCUUUGCACCCUGAAGUAGCUGUAUCCCCCUUUUUGAGCUUACUCUAAUUGAGUUUAGCCAGAUUAAUGUCUCUUCUAUUUCUAUCCAUUCGUAAUCGCUUUAUGUGUCGAUUGAUUUUUACUAGUAAUCAGCUGGGUGUGCCAAAACCUCUGUCCGAUUGUACGGGACAGGUAGAAAUUUAGCUUUGACAUGACUUGUCCGUGGCACAAGCACAUUUUUAAUUAGAAAAUUAAAAUAAAAGCAAUCCUCAUACUUGACAAAAUAACUGCAGGUAAAUAUUCCUUUUAACUUUGCCGUACUAAGGCCAUUUCAGUUGUUUCUGUAAGCUCCACUUUGCUGAGGAACCUGACAAAACGUUGGACAAGAACUCUUGGAUUUUGGACAACCAAAUUUAAUAUAGUGUUUGUCCAAGGGACAGGUGGACAAGAAAAUUUUUUUCUUACUCUGGUAAUGAAUAUUAAACAUUGAAAAUCACAAUGUGGGAAAAUUCAAACAUGAAUCUGUCACUUUUGCUAUUUAAACAUUCAAUCAAAAUGUCACAAAAUUGCAUAAAUUCAAAACACUGGCAUUUUUAAAAGGCUAAUCACCAACAUUUUCUCUCCCUUUGUCAUGUAGCUAUCUUCAUAUAACAGGGGAUCAGUUUGGCCGUCCCAUUCACGGUCAACGGGAAGUUAGUGGAUAUAGUUACCCUGAGACUGGAAAUGAGUGGAAAGCAAUGGUAAGGGCCAUGCACACGACCUUCUAUUUUCUCUGCUGUUAACAGCAUUCCUCUGAAAUAGAAAUGGCAGUUAGAUUUUUGUCACUGGUUACAGGAACUUAAAUUUUGAAAUGAAGACAGGGGUCCCCAUACUCUUUUAGGAAAAACAGCACCGAUAAGCAUUAUUCGUAUUUACCAAAUCAGUGAAUAGCACUUUUCACAUGUUAUGAUUGGCUCCUGUAACUCAGAAAUUUCCUUGGUAAUUCACUGCUUUGCGACCAGAGCCAAGAUGGCGUUUUGCUUCGAGACAUUUUUGGAACAUGAAAUUUGAGCGAUAAGUGAAGUAGUUGUACAAACAAAUACCAAGAAAGUGACUUACUUUGGUUUGUCGGUGUUAAAUGGUAGGUAGAAAAUUAUUUUCAUGCUGAAUUUGCAAUAAAAUCGUGAAAAUGCACUUGACAAAGUCCCGAAAAUGUUUGUACUUACGUAAAUAAAGUUCCUACUAAGUGACAUUUUUAAUUUGCAAGUAGUGAUAUUUUUCAUUUUUAUCCAACUGAUUUGGUAGAUACUAAAACAACUACCUUCUCAGGGUCGGUGAACAGUGCUAGAUAUGUACCUCGACACCUCACAUCUCGGUAUUUAUCCACCACUAUUCACCUCCCCUUCAGGGGAUAGUUGUAUGAUAAUAUCAUUAUGUUUACAAGUACACAUGCUUUGAACACUUUUUCAGAGAUAACACAACAAGACAUUGGACUACCACCAAAUUUAUGUCUUAAAAGACACAAUCACAUAACUAGCACAGGGUCUUCUACUAUGUAACUGCAAACAAAAGCUUACAUUUGGCAAACUGAAUUUUGUUGAAUGUGCAUCCUUUCUUCUAUUUCAGGAGGGUAUUUAUGUGAAACCUACUUCAGAGUGAACUCAAAAGUCACGGAGAAAUUAGAUGAGAUGUCUAUGGCUUUUUCAAGAUCUUACGCUUUCUAUAUGGGACUAUUUAAAGACAUCCAGUUUUAUAAAGUAUCUAGUUAAUAUCUUUGUUUGUCAGUAUUUUUGACGUCGAACAUUAUUGUAAAGGACUUGAACAAUAAAGACUUGGUAU
Messenger RNA from Porites lobata, 5307 nucleotides. NCBI's taxonomy places the organism in Eukaryota, Metazoa, Cnidaria, Anthozoa, Scleractinia, Poritidae. The record is from the annotation of a GenBank genome assembly.